Molecule: messenger RNA, 873 nt
Organism: Debaryomyces fabryi
Lineage: Eukaryota; Fungi; Ascomycota; Pichiomycetes; Serinales; Debaryomycetaceae
Exons: 1
Coding region: 1-873 (290 amino acids)
Biological process (GO): regulation of DNA-templated transcription
Molecular function (GO): sequence-specific DNA binding; zinc ion binding
Source: RefSeq, a predicted model, not a curated record
AUGCAUUCAAAAAGCAUAUCCUUACCAAAUAUUGGUUAUACUGAUAUAUCUGGAGAAUCUACUCGAAUAAAUGAUGAAGAGCACCUAUUAUCGUCGUUGGGUAAAAUGUUGGAAUCUAGUUCCCAUAGUAAUGAAAUGCGAGUCAUUCGAGAUAACUAUUUGACAUUAGUUGAGCAAGCACCUGAAAGAAUCAUCGAAGGAUCCAAAGUGUUGCAUGGCUACAUUACCAGCCAAAAUCAACCAAAGUUUAUUACUCAUGAAUCGGUCAAACAGUUCAUCUUAAAUACACCCCCACAGAGCAUUGACAAGCUCAUAAUGGAAUAUAACGAUAAUGUUGCAACAUUGAAAAACUUCAAAGCUAUGAUAUUACAAUACACUAAAGAAGAAGAAUCGCUUGCAAAAAAAUCACUUGCGAAAACGUCGUCUCCAAAGCUGCAACCACUGUACUCAAGCGUAUUGUCGCCACCUCGUAAAUCAUCUGCAAGCAAUAAGGCGCCGAAUAAGAGACGGAAAGCCAGUUUAGGCACCGCUGACUCUGUAACCAAGGUUGAACCUACAGUUCUUGAUAUUGGUGGUAGUAUAGUUCCUCUAGAAAUUAAAAAGCAAACCCUAUAUUCAGGUUCUUCAAUCUCGCCUCUUGAUCUUGGUGCUCUAAAUCCCGACUUGAGCGUACGACAAGAGAUCCGUUGCAACCACUGCGGUUCAAAAAGCACCCCCGAAUGGAGAAAAGGUUUGGAUGGUAAUAGAACACUCUGUAAUGCUUGCGGGUUGUUUUAUUCUAAAUUAGCUAAGAAGUACAAUGCCGAAGAAGCUGCAAAGAUUAUGAGAGAACGGAAAGAAACAGGUUCAGUAAAUAAUAGAAGAAUUAAAUAA